Molecule: messenger RNA, 5246 nt
Organism: Monomorium pharaonis (pharaoh ant)
Lineage: Eukaryota; Metazoa; Arthropoda; Insecta; Hymenoptera; Formicidae
Product: 6-phosphofructo-2-kinase/fructose-2,6-bisphosphatase
Exons: 6
Coding region: 1115-2716 (533 amino acids)
Biological process (GO): fructose metabolic process; fructose 2,6-bisphosphate metabolic process
Cellular component (GO): cytosol
Molecular function (GO): ATP binding; 6-phosphofructo-2-kinase activity; fructose-2,6-bisphosphate 2-phosphatase activity
Source: RefSeq, a predicted model, not a curated record
AAACGAAUAUUCGCUCAAGUCGCGCGCAAGUCGCGAUAUCGUGGUAGAGGGGCCAGCUGUUCCUCCAUUGGCUCGGAAAAUGGAGUUGUUCGUUCGUGGGCUCUGGUCGAUGCUGCUUAAAGCCGCAGUGGAGUCAGACCUACUAGUGUCGUCGGAGAGCCGAGCAGUACGUAUCGACCGGUCGCAUCUGCAAAGAGAACAGCGUCUAUUUUCGUCCGGACGGACAUACUUGCAUCAUCGCUGUGACAAGAGCGUGUUCUCUGAGAGGAGAAGCUGAAGAACUGAUGCUGAAGAGAGUCGACCGAGCCUACGAGAAAUCUCGGGAAGCAUCAGUCAAAACUUCUAGCACCGGCUGGUCGUUGAACGCCUACGUCGAUAGUACGUUGAUCGGAGUCACGCCGAAAAGGAGUAGGAACGGGAGGAGGAGAAAUCGAAAUAUAUAGAAGAGGAGUAUAAGAGUAAUCACAACAGUGAUCUCGAGUAGCCUAGAAUCUUGGAGCAGAAAGUUGGAGCAGAAAGGUGGCUGGUGAAAUCGGAGCAAGGUGCCACUAUUACUAUGUAAAUUUUCAACGGGUGUACAUACAUUUGCGCGCGCGCACUGUCGCCAACGAGGAACGGCAUUAGCAGCAACGGUAACAAUAUCAUCGUUAAUAGCGGCGAGAGAAACGGGCACGAGCGAGAGGGAAUCGCGCGGUACGCCGCGAGCUAGAGGCGAGCUGAUCUUUUCUUUGACAAAUUCCAAGGAAGCCCGCAAACUGGCUCCGGAAGUGAGGAUCAAGCAAAUUGGAAUGAGGGAGGAUCUGCUGUCUAUAAUACGGCACACGAGUAGCGAUCACUUCUCGGAAGAGCUUUAGCCGGGCGCUUAACCAGGAAGUAGAUACGCAAGAAGCCAGGCGAAUAGAGUAUUCAAAGGAUAGAGUAGAAGCGGCUCUCGCUCCACGUUGGUGGAUUCUUUUUUCUUUUUUUUUUUUUUGGAGCGGCUGGCUCUACGUCGGGCUUCCUUUUGUUCCUCGGUAUUAUUCCUUAAUCGAUCAUAAUUUCGUCGUUAUCGAAAAGGAGUGAGAGAGGGGGAGCCGAAUACCUGACUGUUCUCCAUAACACAGGUUCCUCAGUUAUGCCCUGGGUCGCCGUAUGUUUUGAUCUGCUAGCGACUCCGUUAUUGGGUUAUUGUCUCGCGAUCAGGAAACUGGCCCUGCAAGCUGGGCUUCUGCAGGAGAAAAAAAGCGAUCUCGCCGUGAGGCAAACGUCUAACACGGAGACAUCCUUGAACGCUGACACCAUGGCCCCGAACGCGGAAGAGCAGCGUCAAGAUCCCAGCAAAAAGGUCGCAGCAAGAACUUCAGGAUUGACGAAGUCAUCGCGCAAAUUUGCGGGAGUUGUUGUAGCCACUUGCGGUUUGCCAGCUCGUGGAAAAAGCCAAAUCGGGCAAAGUCUUGCUCGCAGACUCAUUUGGAAUGAUAUAAUUACCAAAGUGUUCCGCGUGAGUGAUUAUCGAAGGAAGCGGUUCGAACCCCAUAUAUCUCACGAAUCCUUCCCGUCGGAUAAUGCGGCAAAUAACGCGUUACUAGCUCUCGCACAGAGAGAUGCCAUGCAAGAUUGCGCGGCAUGGCUCGCAUCUGGAAAUACUGUAGCGAUCCUGGACGCUAUGCUGAUCACGCGGGCGCAACGCACAGAGGUUUACGAUUAUUUCUCUGGCCAGCUCGGUUACCGUGUUGUUUUCAUCGAGUGUGUCUGCGACGAUCCUGAAGUUCUGGAAUACAACCAACAAGAAAUUGUGAGACAUUGCGCUGACUAUGCAGGAGUAGAUGCCUCUUUGGCCGCAGAACAUCUGCGUUCAAAGAUCGCUUUUUAUGAGGGGAUGUACGAACCUAUGGAUGACAGAACUUAUCCCAGGAUCAGAAUCGAUACUGCUACUAUGGAUAUCGAGACCUGCAAAGUAUCUGGUCAUAUUGAAACCAGCGUACUUGGAUAUCUUGGAGACAUCAGUCUCAAACCUCACACUCUUUAUUUCUCUAGGCACGGCGAAAGCGAGUAUAACGUGGUUGGUAAAAUCGGCGGCGAUACGGUAUUGAGCGCCAGAGGCGAGUGUUAUGCUCAAGCCUUAUCCAACAGAUUCAAUGCUAUGCGUAUUCCCGAUCUUCGAGUUUUUACCAGCCGCCUUCGCAGAACGAUCGCAACGGCGCGUGGUAUUGAAGCUCCUCAGGAACACAUAGCCGCCUUGAAUGAACUUCACGCGGGGGUGUGCGAGGGUCUUUCUUACGAAGAAAUGCAGGAGCAUUACCCGCAGGAGUUUGCUUGGCGUGAUCAGGAUAAGUUGCGUUAUCGUUAUCCGUGGGGUGAGAGUUACAUCGACGCGAUGCAACGUGUCGAGCCGGUUAUCGCUGAGUUACAACGUUCCCACAACGUUCUCGUGGUGUCACAUCAAGCGAUAUUACGCUGCAUCAUCGGAUUCUUUCUCGAUAAGAAGCCUGAAGAGCUGCCCUAUAUGGAAGUGCCACUACACACGAUAAUUCGCAUCACCAGCCAGGGUUACAAUUACAAUCUCGAGUUCUUCAAGCUGCCGAUCGAGUGCGUAAACACGACUCGUGUCAAGCCCAAAAAUUGCAGCGGCGAUCGUACUGCUGCUGAUGCUCUGAUCACGGUUCCCGCACACUUCGAUAUACCGGAUCCCUGGAGAAAUCCUGGUAACGGGCCUACUCUCGUGCAGCAACACUAAGAGAAGAGCACCCGUUUUAAAAGUGGCAUAAAUCAAAUUUUGAAACGUAAAUUUGAUCCCUGAAGAAAACAACAGUAAGAAUAUCAAUAUACGCUUUUGCAUAUUGGAAAAUUUUAUAAUAAAAGAAAACAAAAUAAAUAAAAUAAUUAUUAAUUUAGAUAAAUUUUAUUUAUAACAUAUUUUCAAUUGAAGAUUAAAAUAAGAUCUUCAAAAAUUGAUUUAUGUCAUAAUUGAAACGAGAUGUUUUUUAUUUACAUCAAUAAUUGGCUAUAUACUUGUGGAACUAUAAAAGAUUAUUUCAUUGUUUAUUCUGAACUUUAUUAUUAUUAUUAUGAAAAGAAAUUGGCCACUGUCAUUAUUAAUAUUCGUAUAGUGGCAGUUACAUUAAAUGAUUUUGAUUAUUACGCGUAGUAUUUCAUAAAGAAGUUAACUGACUUAAUGUCUACUUGUAAUCAACAUACGAACGCGAUAGAAAAAGUAAAAAGGUAUUUACUCUAAUUUGAAGAGUCCUUUUAUGCAAUAGAAAAACAUACAGAGACUUUUGAGCAUAAAUGAUCUGUGACAUUUAGUCGGCCAUAUUUUUGUGUACGUCCAGAUUUUGACGAUAGGUCUACGAUAUCCCGAUAGAAACCAAUAUACAUCUUUUUGAUAGCUAGCAAUUGGAAGCCCAUGACUCGAGCCCUCUAGAUAUACACGGGACUCACAGUUUUAUCAAUAGUUUAUAGUGUUGUCUGAUUCAUAGUACGCUCAUGAUAGCUCAUAGAUUGAGAUAAAUUACCUGUCAUGCGCUAAACGUACGCAUAGAUUUGUAUAUAGAAGGGAUAAAGAUUUGAUGUUGAAAAAUAUUUGUAAUAGAGAAAUAAUACUGAUAGAUAUUGUCACUCUAAUUGACAUGCGUAUAAAUCUUCAUAUCUUUUCAUUGUAUCUCAGCAUUUUUUAAAUUCUUUUUUUCCAAAAUAUAUUAUUAAUUUUUAUUCCGUGAUUUAUGCUGUGAUUGUUUUUAUCAAAUUUAUGAUCUCUUUUUCUGUCACAUUUUAUUAAAUGAGUGCCAUCAAAUUUAAAAUUCUGUUGAAAACUCUAAAAAAUGUCGGAUAUAUACAAAUGUAUGCAUUUUUUUAUUUCAAAAUAUAUUACAAAUGUUAUUCUGUGCUAUAAUUGCUUUUAUUAAAUUAAAUUAAAUUAAUUUUUAAUUAAAUUGCUUAUUAAUUAAAUCUGUGAUCUCUUUUAUUGUCACAUUUUAUCACUUGAAUGUAAUUGAAUUUAUGAUUAUGUCGAAAACAAGAAAAAAUAUUAAAUAUGCUCAGAUAUGUGCAAGUUAACAAAUGUAAUGAUUGAUUGUGAGACAUUAUACCUCAAUCUGGCCUUUUAUAUCAUGUACGAUACAAAAAUAUAACAAAAAAUUAUCUGAGUACUCUAAGACCUUAUAUUUUUAUAAAGGAUAUAAAUUAGAUGUAUUUAUAACUAUACUUUCUUUAACGGUUAAUUUGUUUUAUAUUUUAACUAGCAAUGCAAUAUUUUUACUUUUCAUAAUUCAUAAUAUAUAAGUAUUUAAUUAUUAAUCAAUAUAUCAUUUUACAUAAAUUAUAGGAAAAUCUUUGCAACGAAAUGGAUGAUCGAAAAGGAAUUUUAACAUUGAAAUAGCUUAUAAGAGACGGAAACUUUGUUAGUUUAUUAGCGGCUAUAAAGCUACUGUUAUAAAUUACGACUAUCUGCAAACAAUAAGAAAUAGACUUUAUUAUCUCAAUAAAUUUUUUGCAAAACAAGUGUUGAUUAUUGCGAUUGUAAUAUACAAUGAUUUAAACGUUGGUGAAAGAUAAUUUCAUCUUUACUACUGAAUCUUUUUCUCGAAAUUAAUGUUUCUGUACACAUAGUUUUAAAUUAGGUCUAUUUAAAUUAAUAUAUUAUUUUAUAAAGACUUGUUAAAAUCUGUAUUUUUAGUGGAUAAUAUACGCAUAGAAGAACAAACAUUUAAAGAUACAUGCAUUUUGGACGUUGAUUUCAUGAAGUGGAAUUUUUAAAGUCCUGCAUAAAUUUACUAUGAUUUUUUUUCCUAUGUAAUUAAAAUUAUUUUAGCUAAACGAGUAAAACUUUGCGGAAUAAUGUAUAGAAAUUAUAUUCUUAUAUGUUAUCGAUCUAUUUCACCGUUCUAUUUUGUUAGGAUAGUCUAUUGCAUAAACACGCAUAAUAUUUGUUUAGACGUAAAUGCGAGUUUUUUAGGAUUCAACAUAAUGCUAAGCUACGAAUCUGACUUUCGCGCUUAAGAAGAUUUAAUUCAAUGAUUUACUUAUUUUAAGGAAAAUUUAGGAAAAAUAUUUUAUGUGUGCUGUAUGUCUUCCUGAAUAAGAAGUCGAUCUAGUCGAACAUUCGAAGUUUCGACUGCUAAACAUUUCAUGACUCUACACGAACACCGUGACAAAUAAAUUAUAAUUUGUAAUAUGUAUAUUAUAUAUAGUUGAGGUAUAUUAUUCGUAGUUUUAAAGCUUUAGAAUUUUUUAUUUGUACACACUGAAUAAAUUUUUUUUACAAAACU